Molecule: messenger RNA, 3805 nt
Organism: Eurytemora carolleeae
Lineage: Eukaryota; Metazoa; Arthropoda; Copepoda; Calanoida; Temoridae
Product: solute carrier organic anion transporter family member 5A1
Exons: 5
Coding region: 259-3369 (1036 amino acids)
Biological process (GO): transmembrane transport; sodium-independent organic anion transport
Cellular component (GO): membrane
Molecular function (GO): protein binding
Source: RefSeq, a predicted model, not a curated record
CAGUGUACGUGCGUCGUGCCUCUACUCUGCACCAGCCACUGUCUUAACCUUAUCUAACUUGCGUAAAGCAACAAGUUGUGUGCAUGCACGCUACAUACAGAUAUUGGUAUAGUAAUAUCGUACUAUCCUGUACAGUGAAGUGAACAAAGUUUGAAAAAGUGUCGUAAACGUUCAGAUUUUAAUACAGAUACAUGUGAAGUUCUAGCGCGGUAGUGAUUAUUGUUCAGAUGAGUCCGAUUCUGAUUCCAUAGAAGAACCAUGGAGCUGAGAGAGAAGGACGGAUGGAAAGGAGAACAGGAUGCGAGAAGAGGUUCAGUUUAUCCUUGUCCGGUAGAUUCUGUAGACAGCUCCCAGUCUCAAUAUAAACAGGACAAUCCAUUUAAAGCUGAGAAUAGUUUACAGCGAAGUUCUUCAAAAAAUCAGAUUGCUCCGUCCUUGGUCCAGCCGUUCAACAGACAAAGGAGCAGUAGGUCACAGGAUAGGGAUAUUAUAAGGAUGGAGAACCCCGUUCUUGCGUCCUACAAGACUGGAGCUGCUUCGUCCAAUCCGUCUAGCCUUGCAAGAACAGAUGGAGCACGAAGUUCCGGAUCUAAAAGUUACCUGGAAAACGGACGGGGACAUAGCUCUGAUCUAGAUUUACCGUCCUAUGAUAAACUUCAAGUGUUACAAGAUCUCCAUAGACCAGACUCAGUGAUAACUACCUCUAGUUUAGUGAGCAGUGAGGGCGGGGAACCUGGGUCUGCCCCACCUCCACCUCCCCCGGCCAAUGUAUACACAAUCAGUGGUUUGUACGGAGAAAAUGUUUCCCACAGUCCCUCUGAGGAACCCUGUAAAAGUUUAAAAACUCAUAAAAGAUCAACUUCCAGCUCUGCAACAUCAAUGAUACGAAAUCAAAUGACACAUAAACGUUCUCACUCUCACACGGUUGGAUACAAUCACAUGCGAACCCAUUCUGCCGGGUUUGUUCCAGGACACAAACGGACUGCUAGCGGAGCACUGGUUGACGUACUUGACAAACUGACUGGAGGCGCUAUUGAAGCCCAAACGACAUCGGAGCUUCUUCAGAAUAUUCAGAAGGAUAGAAGAAUGUCUCAUCCGGACGAAGAAGAACUUGAGGACGAUUUCUCGUCUCUCAUGGACUGUGGAUAUCUAGCCUGUAAACCUCAAUGUGCUCAACCUCUGGCCUCUAUUAAGGUAUUCGUCCUCCUACUGUCUAUGCUGGUUACCUUGCAGCAAGCUUUAUCUUCUGGAUAUUUAAACUCAGUAAUCACAACAAUAGAGAAGAGGUAUGAGAUACCGUCUUCAAUAUCUGGCAUUAUAGCUUCCUUUUACGAGAUUGGAAAUGUAGGAACUGUGAUAUUUGUCUCCUAUCUGGGCUCCAAGAGACAUAUACCAAUGUUUAUUGGUUGCGGUGUAAUUGUGAUGGGGAUAGGAUCAAUUGUUUUCUCCUUGCCCCACUUCAUAUCAGAUUCAUACAGCUUAUCCUUUGAUAAUUCGUCAGACGAGAAUAUUUGUCAUGUUUCUUAUAACUUCCAGCAGAAGAGCGUCCUGGAGCAGAUACAAGAAGGAGAACUAAACCAGCUCCUGGAGUCAGAUAAUCUCAAGGGUUUAUCAUCUCCACCUAUUGUCGGACACAACAAUCAGUUUACGAGGGAGAACAACUGUAUCCAGGAAACAUCUCAGUCUGCAGCAUUUCCCAUCUUUGUUUUUAUGAUUGCUCAAUUAUUCUUGGGUUGUGGAGGCUCACCUCUUCUCACCCUUGGUACAACAUACAUCGAUGAUCAUGUGCAGAGAGAUGCUGCUAGCGUGUACAUAGGUUUCAUGUACAGUACUGUUGCAUUUGGACCUGUAGUAGGGUUUCUGCUUGGAGCCUAUCUCCUUAGUUUCUUCGUCGAUACAUUUAAUGAAGACGUUGCCAAGCUCAAUAUAGACUCUAGUAGUAGACACUGGGUUGGAAUGUGGUGGGGAGGGUUUCUCAUCUGUGGAGCUCUUAUGCUUCUCAUCUCAAUACCGUUCUUUGCUUUUCCCAAGGAGUUGAAGCGGGAGAAGAGAAAGGUUUUCCUUCUGGAGAAGUAUAAUAAAUCCAACCUUGAGGAUAAGACCGUCAGGACUCCGGAGAAUGAUUCCGAGGUGAAGGAAGAGGGAACCUAUGGGAAGGAUCUAAAAGAUUUGCCAAGAUGUAUCUGGAAACUAAUCACUAACUGGGUCUACCUGGCGGCAUGUAUGGGUGCGUGCAUGGAGCUUGUCAUCGUCUCCGGAUUUGUCGUCUUCCUACCAAAGUAUCUUGAAACCCAGUUUAGCCUGAGCAAGUCUGAGGCGUCCUUGCUAACAGGAGGGACAGCUAUACCCGGAGCUUGCAUUGGGAUCUUCCUGGGUGGAUAUAUGCUCAAGAGGUUACAGCUUGGUCCUAGGGGAGCAAUACAGAUGACAAUAUUGUUUAACGUACUUUGUUUCUGUUUCUAUGGGAUGCUGUUCCUCUUGGGGUGCAGCAACGUUAACAUGGCAGGAGCAACAUCUCCGUAUAAUAUCAAUAGUACGGAGUUAUUUCAGGUGAAUCUGACAGAUUCUUGUAAUCUCGGAUGUUCCUGUGAUAUAAACGACGUGCAGCCGGUUUGUGGAGCCAACGGGUUGACCUACUUCUCACCCUGCCACGCUGGAUGCACCUCCCUCCUUUCCAAUGAUAAUUAUACAAACUGUGCAUGUGUUGGGGAAGACGAUCUUGGGUUUAAUCCAAGUCAUGGCUCCGGAGUUACGAGGGUUCCCAUAGCAACCUCCGGACCCUGUUAUGUAGAGUGCAAGAUGAUCUAUCCCUUCAUGAUUCUUCUAUUCUUUAUGACCCUCAUGGUUGCUAUUACUCAGAUGCCCCUGGUCAUGGUGACCCUGAGAAGUGUGCAGGAGGAGGAGAAAGCGUUCGCGCUGGGAAUACAGUUCGUUAUCUUCCGACUGUUUGGUUAUAUUCCUAGUCCGAUUAUGUUUGGUGCUGUUAUAGACUCUACCUGCCUACUCUGGAAGCAGACUUGUGAGGGAGCCGGGGGAAGGUGUCUACUCUAUGAUAUAGAACUCUUUAGAUACAAGUAUGUUGGGAUCUGUGCCGGGAUAAAAGCUCUUGCUUUUCUUAUCUUCGUGUUGACCUGGUGGCUGAUCAAGAAGAGGGAGGAGAAGGAGAAGCUGGAGGGAGGGAUCAACAUGGGAGAUAUUGUCGGGAGUAUUGCGUCCCUGGAUAAAGGAUAUGGAUUGGAUGGACCUGGAGCUGUGGAGGAUGUUGAAGAAGGGGAUUUAGGGAUUCAAGAGGAUUCAAGUUCUUCUCUGAGCCAAGUUCAAUCCCCAACCCACCAGCCUAUGAUCCCAGUACACAACAAAUCGGAUUAAAAAACUUGAGAUUAACCCUACUUCAAGAGUUGGAGUUUUAAUCUUCAGAGCUGAACCAAAAUUGUCGGUUAAUAUUCUUUACCGGAUUCAACAAUCGAUGCUGACCUUUUUAAUCAAUUUAUUCUAAACAUUUUCGGUUUAACUUUUAAAUUAUUUUCUUAGUCAAUUUAUGAUAUUUUUUCAAGUAUGGUUAUGAGCGUAUACAUUUUUAUAGAGUUGGAAAUCUCAUUCGUGUUUAACAAGCCUGAAACAUAUGUAACUGCCAACUCUGUAAAUAUUUAUCUUCUUUUCUCGUAUUCUUAUAUUUCUCAUGUAAUAGCAAGACCAUGACAUUUAAGCUAGAGCGGAGUAAAAUUUCGAAAUGCCAGACUUCGGUUUGGAAUUAGGCUAAACCAUACGAAUUCCGUUUACAGCAGACUCACCUAUAUUUAAAUAU